Zeugodacus cucurbitae (melon fly) is the source of this 753-nucleotide messenger RNA. RefSeq lists its product as uncharacterized. Lineage: Eukaryota; Metazoa; Arthropoda; Insecta; Diptera; Tephritidae. The transcript has 2 exons. The record is from RefSeq and is a predicted model, not a curated record. Bases 245 to 652 code for a protein of 135 amino acids.
AGGAGCCGGCACGUGUAACACAUUUUGGCGCCUACGAUAAACAAGCCGUAAUGCAUAAUCGUUCAAGUGUCUUGCCAAAAAGUAAAAAGCGCUCACGCUGUGACAUACGUUCCGAGAAAUUACGCGAUUGUAAACGUGAACGACGACUACGGAAAGAGUUGAGCUAACGCUACAGUUUGGAUGCAGUUGUGUUUGUAAUUGAAAAUAUCUAGUCUUAAAAGUAUGUUCAUAUAUUCUGCAGAAAAUGUCUAAAACCGAUGAACAGAAAACUGUAGAGAUUAUAAAAUCGACCGAAGAGGUGGCCGAUAAGAUAUUAAUGAAUAAACAAGAGUUGGUGGAGCUGGAUAAGCGCAGACAACAAACACGCGAAGCUAUACGUGAACUCGAAAAGCAUGAAGCCAAGGCUGAAAAGAAAGUAUGGAUAACUGUGGGCAGCAUGCUUGUCAAGAUGGAACGUGAAAAAGCGCUGAAGCUUUUGAAAAAUGAUCAAAAACAAAUUGAACGUGAAAUUAAUAUCAUCACUUCGGACCAAAAGAUUUUGGUCAACAAGCAUCGUGAUUUGGAGCAUUUUUCGCCUUAUUCAGGAACACAACUGAAAGCGCUCGAUCGCAAAGAGUUUGCAGCGCUUAAAGCGAAUCUACCGCUUUUUUAGAGGAAUAGUAAAUUUAAAGUGAUUUUUAAAUAUAUUUAAGUGCGUAAUGUCUGAAAUAUUAAUAAAUUUAGUAUAUCUUGAAUUAUGUGUAACAUAUCAAA